AUGAAAAGUAUUGUAUUUGUGGUACUGCUUGUAUUAGCAGCCAGUAAGUUUGAUUUAUUGUUUUUAUUGUUAUGGUAAGCGGAAUAGGGUAGGAUAAUGCAAGACAAGGAAGGAACUUCACAGUUUGGGUAGGGUAAGGUAGAGUAGCGUAAAGUAGGGUAGGGUAGAAUAAGGUAGGGUAGGAUAAGAUUGAGGUAAGGCUUGAAAUGCACUAGUAAUGGCCAUUAGCAGGGCCGGGCGGGGACUUUUGGUCUCGAGGGCGGGGGUCGAAAAAAUCCACAGGGGGGACCACGUUCAACUUUUUUCGAAUUUUUUUUUGGGGGUCCCCCCCUUUUUCUUUAUUUUGUUAAUUUUACCAUAUUCAGUUGUGGCUGAAGCCAAGAAAUCAGAAUAUCUGAAAAGUUUUCGUGACAAUGAAGAUACCAGACAUAAAGGGAUGCGUAUACGCGGGAAUCGUCACUCUUUAAACGGCAAACUCAAUUUUAAAACUGUAGCUAAGAGGGCUGCAGAUGAAUUAAGUUCGUAUUUCUCAGAUGAAGAAGAAGAUCCGCUCAGAUUUGGAAGAAGUGUUAUUGAGUAUAGCCAAUGA
Molecule: messenger RNA, 589 nt
Organism: Bursaphelenchus okinawaensis
Lineage: Eukaryota; Metazoa; Nematoda; Chromadorea; Rhabditida; Aphelenchoididae
Source: the annotation of a GenBank genome assembly